AUGCCCGACACACCUCAGGUUGUCUAUUGGACUCAUCAACUCAUUCUUUCCCCUGGACUGGAGAGAUUUUCGGUCGUCUUCCCUGAAGCACUGUCUCGUGCGACAGAGCAUCUCGGGCUGGACCAUCAGCCCUCGUGGUUUAACCCCAGACCCAGGAAGGGCAAUGCCGCUACGUUGAGGAGGGUCGGGAACGGGCCAACGAAGGUCUCGACAGCACGAGCGAAGGUGGAAGCGGAAGCUUUCGCUCAGCUGGCGGCGGCGGAUGCUCUGACCCCGCCCAACUCAGAGCGCAGCGAUGCUAUCUACGUCUACGAGGUCGAAUCCACGUCCACUAGUCCAUCUAUACCCAAGAUUAAGCGCGGCAGGAAUCAGAGGAAGAAGAAGAAGACGACCUAACGGUGUUCGGUGUCGGCUCGUAAUCAUAUUGCUGAGCUGGG
This is a messenger RNA of Phanerochaete carnosa HHB-10118-sp, 437 nucleotides long. RefSeq lists its product as uncharacterized. Lineage: Eukaryota; Fungi; Basidiomycota; Agaricomycetes; Polyporales; Phanerochaetaceae. The record is from RefSeq and is a predicted model, not a curated record. The coding region runs from base 1 to 396 and encodes 131 amino acids. The transcript is spliced from 2 exons.